Oncorhynchus tshawytscha (Chinook salmon) is the source of this 2063-nucleotide messenger RNA. RefSeq names its product DENN domain-containing protein 2D. Bases 390 to 1820 code for a protein of 476 amino acids. Lineage: Eukaryota; Metazoa; Chordata; Actinopteri; Salmoniformes; Salmonidae. The record is from RefSeq and is a predicted model, not a curated record. Gene Ontology annotation, cellular component: nucleoplasm; cytosol. The transcript has 14 exons.
CUGUAAAAUUAAUUUGUAUUGUCGCCUAGAUAACCUGUACUUGGUUCUGUUUUUUCAAUAAAUAUACCUAACAAGCAACUCACGCGACUCCGGCAACCAAAGUAACUCAUCUAGUUUCUGGAAGAUAAAGAGAGUAGGGUCUAGCUGUCUUCCACCAGUGUCCCUCCGGUUCACCCGCAGAAUGCGGCACAUCUUCCACUGAGGUGGAAUAGAAACGGUUCCAGGAAAUCGAUUACUUGUGCCACCCGCUCUUUUCCAGUUGGCAACUGAACGACGGGCUGCGACGUUGCUUGUGAGUUUGGUUUGGAAGAAGACCUACAUUGAAGAGCAACUAAAAUGUUUAGGGGAGUUUAGGUUACUUAUUGAAAGAUUCUGCGAAAAGUGCCAAGAUGUCCAAUGAGGUUGAUGCGGGGGACUAUGGGCCAAUGAAACGGCUCAGUACCAUGUUUUCAACCCUCCAGGAUAAGUUCCACAGAGACCGGAGUGAUAGGGAUUUGACCCUGCCUCAGCCUACUGCCCCAGCCCUCGCGGUGACCUCUUUCUUUGAGUACCUGGUGGUGGUCAGCUUAGGGAAGAAGAGGGGGCAAGGGACGUAUGAACCCCAGAUCACAUAUCAGUUUCCCAAGCUUGCUAAUAUGGAGCUCUCACAGAGAGAGGAAGAAGAGAAGUCCCUGAAAGCCAUCCUCCUUUUCUGUUUCCCAGAGGGGGUCAACUGGGCCCCCCUCACUGAAUACCCCAGUGAGACCUUCUCCUUUGUUCUGACGGAGGUCGACGGCAGUAGGAAGAAUGGCUACUGCAGGAGGUUACUGCCCCAUGGCAAAGGGGCGCGGGCUCCGGAGGCCUAUUGCAUCAUCAGUCGGGUGGCCUGUUUUGGACUCUUUUCUAAGAUCUUUGAUGAGGUGGAGAAGCGCCGGCAGAUCUCUAUGGCGAUGAUCUAUCCAUUCAUGCAAAGCCUGAGGGAGGCGCCGUUCCCUGCUCCUGGAAACACUGUCAAGAUCAAGAGCUUCAUUCCAGAGUCUGGAACAGAGAUCAUCAGUUUGACGAGGCCGUUGGACUCAUGGUUGGAGCAUGUGGAUUUCCGGACACUGUUCCACUGUCUCACAAAUGAGGAGGUGCUGAAGGUGUUUGCGUCCACCGUGCUUGAACGACGAAUCAUCUUCAUGGCUGAAGAACUCAGUACCCUGUCUCAGGUGCUGCAUGCAGUUGCGGCGCUGCUCUACCCGUUCACAUGGCAACACACCUUCAUCUCCAUCGUUCCCUCAGUGCUGAUUGAUGUCGUCAUGGCACCCACUCCCUACCUACUUGGUGUCCAAAGGAGCAAACUGGAUGAUGUCACCGACCAGAGCGAUAUGCUCAUUGUGGAUCUGACAGAAGGAGCAGAGAGAACCUUCAUAACCUGUAUAGGAGACGAGAGCACCAUCCUACCAGAGAAACUACAGGAGGAGCUUCUCCAGGCCUUGUGUUGCAGAAGAGACAACUCCACCUCAGAGGAGUUAAACAAGGUGGUCUCGGAGGCCUUCCUCUCCUUCUUUGUGAAGACGGUGGGUCACUUCUCCUCCCAUGUCAAAGGAAGCAGCGGUAGGCAGCCCGGGGUGUUCCAGAAGAAGAGCUUCUGCAAGGCCUCCGAGCACAAGGCCAGCCAACAUUUUGUCAAGCGUUUUAUCCAGACACAGAUGUUUGACAUCUUCAUACAGGAAGUGGAGAGACGGCCCACACAGGAAGGAUUCUUCCACAAAAAAAUUGCGGAGUACCAAGAGAGUAAGAAGAAAGAGAAAGCAAUGAGAGGACAAUUACCAAAAACACAUCACCAGGCUGUGUAAGGACUAUUUGACCAAGGAGAGUGAUGGACUGCUGCAUCAGAUGACUUGGCCUCCACAAUCACCUGACCUCAACCCAAUAGAAAUGGUUUGGGAAUAGUUGGACCUCAGAGUAAAGCAAGAGCAGCCAACAAGUGCUCAGCAUAUGUGGGAACUCCUUCAAGACUGUUCGAAAAGCAUUCCAGGUGAAGCUGGUUGAGAGAAUGCCAAGAGUGUGCAAAGCUGUCAUCAAGGCAAAGGGUGGCU